CCUCCAACUCUCUCCUAUUCCUCUAAACCUUCCUAUAUUCCUAUUCCUAUUCUUAUCAUCACUCUCUCAAUCCUUUGCUUAUUACAACAAAACCUUUUUCUUCUUUAUUUUUCACCUUUCAGUUCAAAUCAUCAAACCCAGAAAGCGUGGCUACAACAAACUGCAAAAAAAAGGAAACAAUUAGAGAAAGAAGCUAUGGAAGUUGGCUUAAAGAUGACGAUGAAAGGAGGCGGAGGAGAUCAUGUUGGAGGUUGCGACAAAGAGAAGAUGGGGUUUGAAGAGACUGAGCUGAGGCUAGGGUUGCCUGGUGGUGGUGGUGGUGGUGGUGACGGUGAAGUUGUGAGGAAAAGAGGCUUCUCUGAAACUGUUGAUUUGAAGCUUAACCUUUCCUCCAAGCAAGACACCUCUGGGAUCGAUCCCAAUGAUGAGAAAGUGAAAGGCUUGCACCAGGAGAAGAAUCUUCUCCUUUCUGCCAUUGAUCCUGCUAAGCCUCCUGCCAAAGCGCAAGUUGUGGGAUGGCCACCGGUCCGAUCAUUCCGAAAGAACAUGUUAGCCGCCACCACACAGAAGAGCAGCAGCGAGGAGAGCGGCGAGAAGGCGGCGCUGGUGAAGGUGAGCAUGGACGGUGCGCCUUACCUCCGUAAGGUGGACUUGAGGAUGUACACAAGUUACCACCAACUCUCCGAUGCUUUAGCCAAAAUGUUCAGUUCUUUUACUAUCGGAAAUUGUGGAUCUCAAGGAAUUAAGGAUUUCAUGAAUGAGAGUAAGCUGAUGGAUCUCCUUAAUGGCUCUGAUUAUGUUCCUACCUAUGAGGACAAGGAUGGUGACUGGAUGCUUGUUGGUGACGUCCCUUGGGAGAUGUUCGUCGAAUCAUGCAAAAGGUUACGCAUAAUGAAAGGAACAGAAGCAAUCGGACUCGCACCAAAAGCUGUGGAGAAAUGCAAGAAGAGAAGCUGAAGGAGGUAGGAGUUGUUAAUAGAGCAACCUGCUCUUUUGAUCUUGUGGGUCGCCUGCUGCAUGCAUGCACAUCAUCAUCAUCAUCAUCAUGAUGUGAUGAAAAAUUAUUGCAAAGCCAGCAGAUGGAUGCAUGGAUGGAUGGAGCAGUUUGGCUUUGUUAUUACUAUUAGGGUGUUUUUGUGUUCUUAAAUAUUAUAAAAGUUAUAAUGUGAGAUAAAAUAAUAGUAAUUAAGUAUUUGAUGACUACUUUGUUAUGGAAUAUGGACAAGACAUAAAACAAAAAAAAAAAGGAACAUGAAAUAUUACUGUAUGUCUGUGGCAAGAACUUGGCAUGUUGUCUUUGCUUCUUCAUUUGUGUGUUUAAGCUUUGGUAUUAGUUAUUAUUGAUUACGACUUUGCUUAAUAUACAAUUAUAAAUAAAUAAUCUAUGUGUUUGUAGUU
Messenger RNA from Gossypium raimondii (Peruvian cotton), 1398 nucleotides. RefSeq names its product auxin-induced protein AUX28. The record is from RefSeq and is a predicted model, not a curated record. Gene Ontology annotation, biological process: regulation of DNA-templated transcription. Gene Ontology annotation, cellular component: nucleus. NCBI's taxonomy places the organism in Eukaryota, Viridiplantae, Streptophyta, Magnoliopsida, Malvales, Malvaceae. The transcript has 5 exons. Gene Ontology annotation, molecular function: protein binding. The coding region runs from base 196 to 957 and encodes 253 amino acids.